AUGGCGGAAGAACAACCGUGUCAAGCUCCUGAAGGCCACCGUCUCUGCGCCAACAACUGCGGUAUAAUCGGUAAUCCGGCCACCAUGAACCUCUGCUCGAAAUGCUACGGUGAUAUCCGGUUGAAGAAUCAACAAGACGCUUCCACCAAAUCCACCAUCGAAAACGCUCUCUCAUCUUCUUCCUCCGCCGCAUCAAUCGCAUCCGUCGCAUCUAUUGCAUCCAUCGCCUCACCGCCGCUUUUCUUGUCAGAGUCCGCCGUUGUUUCGACGGUGGCUCCGACAGAGAUCGCGCCGAGUUAUGUGACUCAGAUACCGGUUCAACCGAACCGAUGCUUGAGUUGCAGAAAGCGCGUGGGAUUGACCGGGUUUAAGUGUAAGUGUGGGUCUAUGUUUUGUGGGGCCCACAGGUACCCGGAGAGACACGGGUGUGGGUUUGAUUUUAAGACGGUGGGGAGAGAGGAAAUAGCGAGAGCGAAUCCUUUGAUAAGAGCGGAGAAGCUGCAGAGGAUAUGA
Messenger RNA from Vicia faba (fava bean), 513 nucleotides. The record is from the annotation of a GenBank genome assembly. Lineage: Eukaryota; Viridiplantae; Streptophyta; Magnoliopsida; Fabales; Fabaceae.